Molecule: messenger RNA, 606 nt
Organism: Pieris macdunnoughi
Lineage: Eukaryota; Metazoa; Arthropoda; Insecta; Lepidoptera; Pieridae
Source: the annotation of a GenBank genome assembly
AUGGAGUGCGAAGAUACUUUCAUAUCAAGAUUUGAAAUAAAAGGUGAGAAGGUUUAUAUAAAGAUUCUUUGGAAACACAACGAAGAUGAUCUGUUUCAUAUUCAGGUGUUGGAAAAUACAUCUAGUUGGUAUGGAAACUAUUCUUUAGAAAGUGCUAAACAUUAUGCAGAACUUGUUGAGGAAACUUUAGAAAUAUAUGAGAAAAAUGUGAGACAAUGUUUGAGAAAUCGUAGUAGUGAUUAUUUAUUUGAUUUUGUAUCAAGUGUUGAACCAAGUUUUUGUUGGAAAAGGAGGUAUGAAGGUUCAACUGCAGUUUUAGAACAUGGUAAGGUUAAUUUAUUAAGAGAUAAAUUACCAGAACCUAAAAACAGACUUAUAGAUUUUCUCUUGGAUAAAAAUAUGGAAUUAACGCAAAUCAUAAAAAAAUCUAGAGAAACUUGUGGCAACUUGUCUUCAGAAUUAGAAAAAUGCAAAAAAGAAUUAGAGGCAUUUGCUGACACAAAAAUCUCUCUGGAGUCUACCCUGUAUAGUAAAUUUCUUUUGUUAUUAAAUGCAAAGAAAAAGAGAAUUCAGUUGCUUGAAGAUCUCCUUAAAGAAAAUGAAUAA